CGGGCCGGGGCCCCGGACUGCGCGCGGCGACAGCUGCUACAGCCCGAGGAGUUUGUGUCUGAGGCUUCAGUUCGGCUCCGGCUCGGGUCGGUCCGGCUGGGAGCGCGAUGGGAGCGGCGGCCCCGGCGCUCGCCUUUUGUCUCGGGGACUCUGCUGGCGCGGUCCGCUCUGUGUCGCCCGCCUGCCCGGCUCCAGGGUCUCCCCGAGAACUGUUGGUUCGGAUCCGCUCGCCGAGCCCCCGGGAAGCCGGCCGUGCGCUCGCCGGGCCCCGCAACUCCUCGGCACCCGCGGUCGCCGGGCAGGAGCAGGGAGCGGCCGGGCGCAGCGGAACCCGCGGCCGGCGGCGGGGAAACAGGCAGCUACGCGCCUCCACCGGAGAACACACACCCCCUUCGCCCCGCCGGGGGCCGAGUGGCAGACGCGGCCGGGCUCCCGGGAACCAGUGCCCGGGGGACACUCAGGCGCUCGCGGGGCCGGGGCCGCGGGCGAGAGGCAGGGGGCCGAGGGGCGGCGGGGGGCGUCGCCCGAGGGGCGGGGGGCGCCCUACUCUGCCCUCUCGCGCUAGGCGGCGGCGGCGGCGGUGUGGUGCAUACCCCUUUAAGAAGGAGCCGCUCGAGCGCUGACGGUUGGGAUUUGAAGUUCUUCCUCCCUCUUUGGAAGUCUGGACGGAUGGGGGGGCGUUGCCAUGGCAGCGGCACCUUCCCGGCCCCUGUUCGCGAAUGCCCGGUAGGCUCUGGUCCUCUGGCUGUCAGGUGAUGGACCUUCCCUGCGCGCGGACACUUCGCCCUCUCCACCUCUCAGCCCCGUUGCGAUCCUGUCUUCCUUGCGGUGGGGACUGACUGGUUUUGCUUCAAACUUCUGGACUUGGGGCUCUUACUGUGGUGCGUGCCGGGUGGCGGGAGACGUGGGACUCCCAGCCUGGCUGUGGGCUUCCUGGCGCGCGUACUUUCCAGGGGGCACUCGUCGGCCCGGAGCCCCUGUCCAGCAGGUUUUGAGAGUAUUUUAGAAGGGCUUUAUGGACCACGGCUACGAAGAGACCUCAGUUUAUUUGAAGACUGUGAACCAGAAGAGCUGACUGACUGGUCUAUGGAUGAAAAAUGUUCAUUUUGUAACCUACAGAGAGAAGCAGUCAGUGAUUGUAUACCAUCUCUUGAUUCUUCACAGUCAACACCAACAGAGGAAUUAUCAUCUCAGGGCCAGUCCAACACUGAUAAGAUUGAAUGCCAAGCAGAAAAUUAUCUAAAUGCACUCUUUCGAAAGAAAGAUCUUCCUCAGAACUGUGAUCCUAACAUUCCCCUAGUUGCUCAGGAAUUAAUGAAAAAGAUGAUACGUCAGUUUGCAAUUGAGUACAUUUCCAAAAGUGGUAAAAUUCAAGAGAAUAGAAAUGGUUCAAUUGGACCAAAUCUCAUAUGUAAAAGUAUUCAAAUGAAUCAAGCAGAAAACUCCCUUCAGGAAGAGCAGGAAGGCCCCUUAGACCUCACUGUGAAUCGAAUGCAAGAACAAAAUACUCAGCAAGGGGAUGGAGUGUUAGAUCUCUCUACAAAGAAAACCAGCAUAAAAUCUGAAGAGUCAUCCAUAUGUGAUCCUUCUUCUGAAAAUUCAAUGGCUGGUUCAACUGUUGAUGCAAAAUCAGAGGAAGCUACUAAAAUGGAAAAAGGAAAAUCAGCAUUAAGCAAAGUUUUGGAGUCUUUGUGCAUACAUCACCAGCAACAAGUUUUGGCUAUGUUGAAAUUUCUAGUCCAGGAGCAGAAUGCUACUUCUCUUUGCUGUUGUAAUGCUUCAUGUGCUGUGUCUUCAGACUCUCAAAAGCCCCUGUUUGAAGAUGAUAUACAUGUUCUAUUCUGUAGUUGUGAAUAUAGACUGGCAGAAAGAGGGUGUUUAGAAAAUGAAAAACAAAGUACUGUUUUAGUGCCUCUGCCAGUCUGUAUUAAAGAAUUACUUUGUUUGUCUUGCCAUUCUGUAACUAUUGAACACAUUAAGACAGUAAUGAAUAGAGGGAUUGCAAACUGUUAUAAUUCUCAUAGGUGCUCUUCUCAACUGUUACCAAACAUUGACUCUACAAAAUCACCCUUUCCGAGUCCGCUUUUGUCAGGGGAAGUAUGUGCUCUUUCAAUGAGUCUUAAUGAUGUUUGUAGAUCUCGCAGUCCCUCACCCCCUCCGUUGUCACCUGUACAGACUGAAGGAUUUGAAAAAUUGAAAGAUGUCAUCUCAGAGUUUUCAACCUUAGAAAAUAACACAUUUGAAACAACUACUAACCAGCCUCCAUCUCUAACACCAGCAGAAAUAAGCAGCAAUUAUAGUGAUGAAGACGACAAAAUACAUAAAACUGAAAAGUCCAGUAACUCUGAUGCUUUGCUGUCAGAUGCCAGUAGUAAUUGUACUACAACUCAUGAAAAAGGUGAAGCUACUGUGAUUUUUCAAGAUUUAAUGGAUCGCAUUAAUGAAAAAUUAAAAUCAAUAGAAACCACAGACAUGGCAAACCUUGUAAAAUUAUCUAGCAAUGAUUAUACCGCAGCUAAUGAUUUUAAAUUGGGAGAUUUAAUAACAUCUCUCCUGCAUAACGCAAAGGCCAGUGAUUAUAGUUUUAUGGAAUUACUGAGUCAGCAUGAUAAAAAGAUAGAAAAUAAAAUUAUUCAGACAAGAUUUCAAAAGCGUCAACAAACCUUAUUUGCACUGCAUAACUCUCCUGAUUCACCUGUGAUUAGAAGGCAGUCCUUGCAGAUAAAAAGAGAACUAGCUAGUUUUGAUGAAAAUUUUGUAAGAAAAAAAUACUCUGAAAAAAACUCAAGGAAAUUGGUGCGUAAUGAUGCAUUAUUUUCAUCAGAUCAGGAAGAAUUUCCUCAUUGCCAGGAACCAUCUUUACAGAGUUCUAAAAGCUUUCAAGAUAAAAAUCAUGCAGAAACAUUUUCACCAAAUUACGCAUUACAAUCAUUGCAACUACCUUUGAAUAGUUUAGAAACUAACUUGGCUUUUAAUGAAUUUCCAGAAAACUUGAAAACAACUUCUCCUGAGAAAAUGAACAUAAAAUUUCAAGGGAAAUUGGCAGCUGGAAUAAAAAAUUUGAAAGAUAAUAGGGACAAUCCAAAAUUAGAGGAAAUUCAAACCCCUUUGAGAAAUAACGUUCCUGGACUUUUGAGUAGAACUAAACGAAAUAUUGUACCUCCAGGAUGGUAUUCUGUAUAUGUGACAAAUAAUUGUGCUUUUAAAAAAUCACCUAAAGCAAAAAGAGUAUCUCAAUCCACACAAAAUAAAGAGCCAGUGAAAAAUGCUCGAAGUGAAAGCCCACAGAAUAUAGACCUAAACAAAAUUGCAAUGAAUUCUAAGCUUCAAGUUGUUGUGGAGCGUUUGGAAGACACAAUACAUAAGACCAAAACAUCUUGGAAUAAUCAGCCAAUACCAGAAGGGUAUAAAGCAUCCAAUAAGUUGGUAGAAAUUGAUGGGAAAUAUGAAACCACUGAGAGAAAUAUGAGUCUCACUUUAAGUAGAAUAAAUAAAGAGCAAGGCUUAUUAAAAUCUGAGGCCAAACCAAGCGGCAUUACCAAAAAUCCUUUGAUGCCUACUACGGAUUCAAAUAACAAAAGACUUGAUAAUUUGAAAAAGUCAUCUAUUUUAGAGUCAGGUAGUUUAAUUGCCAGUGUUGAAAGUGUACCAACAAAAUACAGAAGUAGUGACAGCUCUUUUUCUAACUAUUCUAGUCCUGUCAAACUUAUGUUUUUAUCUGAGAUUAAAAACAGUGAAGGAAUCAAGUAUACUUUAACUUCAGUUGGUACUUCUCAACCAAAUGUUGGUCAUCCUUCUGAAAAAAGUGCAACCCAUCGUGUAACUGGAAAAAAAAGAGAAACAAAUGGUACUCCAAAUGCCAACUCUGAAAGUUACAGUUUUAAUCAUGAUACUGACACAUUUCAUGGAGAACUGAACAAAUUUACCUGUGCAAAAGAAACUGUGGAAUCUUCCACAUUGUUUACAGAUGAUUUGAAUAAUGAUAAGCCACAAGAACCUCUGGAAAAUUCAAGCAAUGCUGUUGACUCAUCUUUUAAAAGAAAACCAGGAAGACCUAAAAAAUUAGGCCCUCAAGUUGUGAAGCAGAUUAAACGACCAAUUGGAAGACCACCAAAACGUAAAACUGAUCAAGCAGACCUCUCCAUUUGCCAAAAUGAGUCCUUUUGUGCUGGAAAGAAAAACCGAGACAUUCUUAUAUCAGAAGCAAAAGAAGGUGUUUAUAAGAGAAGUAUUAUAGUGACUGUGAUUUUCGGAAGAUCAAGAAGAACUAAAAGGCAUGUAUCUGAAGGAAAUGUAAACAGUAAUAUUACAUCUUUAAACAAUGUUGCUGAUUUUUCAGCUGAAUAUAGUGGUCUCAGAAGCCUUAGAGAAUAUGAAAUUGACUCAGAUCAAAGAAUAAAUACAGAGUCUAGCUUGACCACUGAAUGUGAGAGCUUGAGAUCUAGCUUUGACUAUGUUAGACCUGUCAGGAACAAGUCUGUGAUACUUCAGCCUUCCAAGAACAUUACACAACCAAAUCAGAAGCCUUCAGCAAUAAUUAGAAAGCCUGGUAGACCUGCAAAAGUGAAAAUAUCUGGCAUAUCUGUGACUAUUAAUAAAAUUUCUCCUCAGGAAAGAGAAGUAAGUAUUAGCAGCUGUUUACCUCCUUUAGAACAGGAAAAUACAUUAGAAAAAACUCUCUCUGAAGAAAAGUAUGAUCAACAAUGCAGUAAGGUGGAUAAAACAAGGCACACUGAAGCUGAUAUUUUAAAAAAUGGAUCAAAAAGUAUGGUUGCUACUGUACCUUUGAGACAUUCUGUCAGGGACAGAAAACGAUCUCUACACUUCUUACAUUCAUUAACGUCUUCUAGUUCACUUAUUUAUAGGAAUUCUCUGCUUCAUAAAUCAUACAAGUUGCAUUUGAGAAAAGGCAAAAGCCUAAAGAAAAAAUAUAGGCAGUCAAGAAUAGCUUCCAAAGAUACCUCAGGUCCUACCCAUCCAACGAACACAAAAAAGUGUUUGGAAGAUAACAAAUUAAAACCCAUUUCUGAAGUAUCUUUGGACCCUAUAAUAUCAUCAAACCCUUUGCUUAGAUGGUGGGCUACUUCUGCUUCAAAAGAUUCCUUAUUAGAGGAAUUAAACAAUAGAUUUGAGCAAAUAACAAAUGCUUGGGUGAAAGUGAGUGGAGAUGAAGCUGAGAAUUUUGAUCAUAAAAAAUACAUUGAAAAUGAUAAUUUUAAAAUAGAAAACCCUUUGGAAACUUGUCUUUUGGAACUUGAAGUUUCACCUGUUAAAAUGCUUUUUCAAAAAAAGUAUGAUUUGAAUGAACUUUGUACCUGGUUUAUGCAAACAACAGAAACACAGUCUCUCUCACUAGUUAGAAAAGCAAAUGCUCGAAACCCUUUGGAAGUAAUAAAUACCAAGGGAAUUAAGUUAGGGGCCAAGUAUUGUGAUUUUAGUACCAGCCCAUUCAGAAAGCACUUUAAAAAAUUUGCACUCUCUUCUCCUUCGAAAUCAGCAGGGAAAUUGCACAUACUGCAUAAAAUGGUUAGCUCUCCACUCUUAAAUGUGAAAAGUAAUUUAACACUAGCUAGGUUGAAAAGGACUGAGUUUAAGAGGUUGCACCAUGAAAGAUGGAGAAGAGAGGGAAAACUACACAACCAUGGAAGAGUUGAUUUGAACUCCAAAAGGAGGAAUUUAAGGUGUUUCUGCCAGAACCAAUUUUUAAGUAAGACUGAAGGGGAAGCAAAUGCUGAUAUUCCACUCCAUGGAAAAACCACAGGAGGUAACAAUUGUACUUUCCCACCUGCGAUCAAGGGUGACUUUUUUCAAGACAGGGUGGCAGUACCUGACUUCAAAACACAUAGUAGUGUAGAAAAUAAAUUUAAGUCAGAAGUGAAGGAGAACGGAAUAAAUUGCAGCCAAAAAGAUUUUGAAAAGGGACCAAAACUAGGAAAUGUAUAUCCAAAUAACUGGAGGUCAAAAACCUUAAAAGACUGUAGAAUAUUUUUGAGGAAGAUCAACUAUCUUGAACACAGAAAUACUUUUAAGCUAAAUACAAUCAUUUACUCUCCUGAAUCUGUUGACAGUGGAAGUAAUCUUCAUACACAUAUAGAAGGAUCAAAGUAUCUUACUUUAAGAUCUCAUUCUGCUAGGCAAAAUUCUCUUGAAAAGCAAACUAAAGAAAUAGAAAAUGGUAGAUCAAAUAAUGCUUCAACCAUUAAAUUUUCUGAUCAACUUGGCGGUAAUAAGCUAAGCAAAUGUGUAAACUUUGACAAGAAUCCUUCUGAUAGUUCUGAAGUUCUUAACAAACUGAACAAAAGAAAAAGACCACCAUGGAAGACCACAGAAUUGUCAACAAAAAGACAUAAACGGCAGUCUUGCAACAGUGGACAAAUGGCAAACUAUUUUUCAAAAUCCCAACUAGGUAAGUUUUUCUCUAAUUAAUUUUAAAGUUUCAUUGUAGGUGCCUUGAGUAAAGAAUAAGCAAAUAGAAAAGAAACAACUGGUUAAGUUUUAUUUCUAAAAUAUGAUUUCUUGGCACCUAGUAUGAAACUCGUGAACUUAGGUGCUGCUAAACGUACCAGUGCACUCCCCCUUCCCCACAAUGUGUCUAGAAUUUCAAGCACAUUAAAAAUAUGUUUAGUAAAGGCAUAGAAAGUUUUUAAAAUAUGUAUCAUUAAUAUGUUAUAUUAUCUACUCUUACAUUAACAGAUUAAUAUAAAAUCAAAAGACAGUUGGAUAAAUAUGACUGUGUAACUACAAAUUUACCAUAUUACAUGCUAAUACAUAUUUAUUCUCUUGAUAAAUGAUAACUGUGAGGCCAUGCAAGAAAGAGUAAGGGCUUUCUCACUGAUAAGGGCCAUACCAUUACAAUCAUAAGGAAUCAGUCUCCCAUUCACCAUCAUGAUGUUAUGCCAUUUGGUACUGUACUGAACCUACUUGAAGACCUUGCUUAUUUGAAAAGUGGUGUAAUGAUGUUUUUUCCAAUAAAUCAGCAAAUUUGAGUUUUUUUCCUAUCAGACAUUGAGCUCAUUUCCACAAAUAGAUAAAAAUUCUUUUUCAUAGCCUAGCAAAACAAAGAGUCACAUAUGUGUUAUUGAAAGAGCAAUGCUAAAUUGAAAAUGCACAUAAGCAUUUUAUGUGCUUCAUUCAGUUACACUGAUGUGACAUUGCAAAGAAACUGUUACAGUUUGGAAUCUAGCAAAAAUAUGAUACAGACAUUCUGAGUCCCAGGAUAGCCCUUUACAUUUCUGCUUAUUAAUGGGUGCUAGACAAUACAGGAUUUUUAGGAGUGUGAGAGGGCUUCCUGACUACUUCUGAUGAAAGAGUGCCAGGUUGCAUUUGGAAACUUAAGAAUAUUUUAUCAUAUGGCUGCAUUGUUACAUUGUAAUCUUUGGGGUGUCCUUUGAGAAGUAAUGGGUUUGGUUUUGUUACAUUUUAAAAAGGAUGUGUAGGAGCUAAAAUCAAUACCAGUUCUCAUAUUAAAAACUUAAAUGCAAUAAUUAAAUUCUAGAGCUUUAAAAGGUCACUGAUUUUUUAUGGCCCCUAAAAUUCAAUUGCUUAACUGAAUAACUUUAAAAUACCUAUUUCAGUAAUAACUAGCUUAUAAUGAUUAAAAUUUUAAAUAUUAAAGAUUAAAAAUUUAAAGACAGAGUAGAAUCUUCUUAUAAAAUAUGAAUCAAACCUAAAAGGAAUUAUCUUUGUUUUUUGGUCCUCAAUACAGCUCAACAAAUACUGUGUUAGGAAAAGAAGGUAGAAAAAUCCUGAUAAUGAUUUUUUUUUAUUUAUAACUUACCUUAAAAAUAUGUAUGUGUUUUAUGAAGAGUAAAAGUAAAGUUUCCUUCAAUUCUUUAUAUCAUGCUCAUUUCAUGUGCUUAUAGUUUAUCAAAGAAAAUUUGCAUUAAUUCAUUGUACAACAGAACCGUAUUUUAAACGUAAAAUUUAUUUUACUGUCUCUUCACUCCCACUUAAUAUGAAAUCAUCCUAGAAACGUUAAAAGGAGGCUAAUUAUUACUUUUUCAAAUUUUAAAAUCAUGUUUGGGUAUUUAAAGAAAUUUUAGUUGCAUAUGAAGAAUGUUUUUUAUCUUUGUCAUUUUAAAAAUUACUAGUGCUACUUCCUGCUCUGCUUAAAAUUUUAUUUAUCUUUUACUGAUAACUUUCCUUCUUUAUUUUUAACAUUGUUUUUUAUCAACAGACAUUAUUUUUAUAAAGUUGUUUUUAUGGCAGUAUUUGUUAUAUUUAUCUGAUUUUUAAGUGUUUCCUUAUGGUGUCAUGUUUUUUUCAUUAUUCUUAGUAUUCCAUACUUCUUUUUACCCUUUUGAAAUGACACUAAAAUUCAUUAUUAGUUUCAUAUGUGUUUUUCUUCAUAGAAUAAUUAGGACUGAAGACACAGUAAUUUUCCAGUAAAAGUGCCUAUGACAGUGUACUUACGAAUUUUGAAAUAUUGCUACUGGUGAAAAGUUUUAUUUCUACCAUGAAUGUUUUGUAAAUUUGAUACUACAGUGUACAUUUAUAUACAUGGAUAUAGUGUAAACAUUUUUAAUUUUCUAUUUAAUUAAAUUUGUACUGCUCUGUAUCAAGUGUAAAGAUGGAAAGGAGGAAGAAAAAUGCAAUUUCAUCUUAUUAUUAAUUCAACAAAUAUUUAAUGAAUUCCUGCAACGUCCUGUUGGUCACUGUGGAAGAGUCAGAAAGUUCCCUUUCCCUCUAAGUGAGAAAAGAAGACCUAUGACAUGUAUUUAUUCAAUAAAUACAGUAUAUUUUAUGUCUUACGCAGGAUAUCGUGUACUGUAAGGGAACACAGUGGUUCAAGCUAUGGUUUUUAUCCUUACAGAGCUUACCAUCUCAUGGGGAAUAGAACAGGAAUCCCAGUAGAAGAAUGAGUGUCAUAAUGAGAGGGACGUGAAUUGUGGUUACAUAGGAAAAAUGAAUUCAGAUUUAGGGAAUUAGGCAAAGUUUCCUACAUUGUCAUAAAUAAGCCAAGAGUUAAAGGGUGCUCAGAUAUUGGAAGCUGGUAGAAGAGUUUCAGGCAGAGCUAGCUGCAUAGUAGAAAGUGUGGGUGAUGAGAGAGUAAACUUGGCGCACUGAGUGGUUUAUAAAAACUGAUAUGUAAAAUAGGAUUCAUGGGUUAGCAGUGUUGGUGGUAGAAAAUGGUAAAAGAUAAAGCUACUGAGGAAAGUGUGGCCCAAAUUAUAGCAACAUCUGUUGAUGAAAAAGGUUUUAAGCCCUAGUUUUAAGAAUAAUGAAUAGAAAGAUGUGUUAAUUAAAAUCAGUAUCUUGGAGGGUAGAAAAAUGAAAGAUAACAUCCAGGUUUUACCUUGAAUGUCUGGGAACAUCAACAUUGCUGAGAUACAAGAGAACAUUCUGAGAAGAUUCAGUUCUAGUCAUAAGGGAUUGGAGAUGUCUACUAGGGUAUAUAAAAAGGACAUUUACUGUGCAGUUAGGCAAUUUAGGUCUCUUGCUAAGGAACGAGGCUUGAGCUGAGGUGCAGACUGAGGAGUUGGCAAAUAACUGAUGUCAUAAGACUGGGACAUAGUAUUUAGUGUAUGACUGAAAAAUCCUAGAAUCUCAGAGCCCCAAAGAUACAAGGAAAAGAAAAGGUGAGCACUGGAAAACUGAUGAGUGGUCAAGAGGUCAAAGAAGAAACCUUGGAGAGAGUGCUGCAGGGAAAUAUUUCAGCAAGGGAGGACAGGGCUGGGUGUGCGGCUCAGAAGGAGAGCGCUUGUGUAGCACCAUGCACGGGCCUUGGGUUGUAUCCCCAGCAUGGGGGAAGAGUGUAGAUUGUUGCUAAGAAAGUAAUGAAAAUAAGCCCUGAAAUAGUUUCACUGAAUUUAAAAUGAGGUUGUUUUCAUGAUUUGAGAGAAAGCAACUCUAGUGGACAGUAGAGCCCGAGUCUAGUUCAGUGAUAAGUGAGUACUGGAGGAAGAAGAAAGGAAAAAAAUUAGCACAGAAAACUAUAAAUGGCUAAAAGAUGAAGAGAUAGAAAAAUAGUUAAGCGUACAUUGGAAUUUAAGGUAGAUUUACAGAAAUGUUUAGAUGUCAGUGGAAAGCAGCCCUAAAGAGUAAAAGGUGAAUGUACAAAACAGAUGUCCAGCAGUGGAUAAGAGUACAGCCUCUGAGUAGAUUCCCAGGUUUAGGAUCUGGAGCAUUACGAGAUUGGUCUUGGCCCAAAGAUUCACUUUUCUCCUAACAUGAGAGUGAUGCAAAUAAUAAAUGGCAAUGCAAAUCAAUAAUUAACAGAAAACAGAGGUAGUGGGGCUCAUUUUCUGUGAAUUAAGAGGUGAUCUUAGAGUGAUAUAGUAGAAUUGGGUACCGGGUAAUGUGUAUUAGGUUUGAAAUACUUAUCUCAGAAAAUACAGGAUAGAUUAGCGGUGUGACUUUAUCUCAGGAUGUAAACUACUAGGUUUAAUAGUAUUUGGUUUCACCAUGUGGUUAUAGAAAGACAGAGAUCAAAAACAAGAAUGUAUCCUUAAUUUUGUGAAUAGUAAGAAGCUGUACGUACGGUCAGAGUUGAGCUUUAGAUAAUCUUUCCUAGUGCUACUACAAAAAGCAGAUUUGGCAGUAGUGUGUGUGAAGAAAUUGAGAUAAUAUUGGCCUAAAAUGGAGUGUGAAUGCUGAAAGUAAUAUAGACUUUUAAAUACUGUAUCAGUACUUUUUGAGUUCCCAGAGCAAUUAAACGCCCGAUUAAUAUCUGGAGAUAAACUGAUCUAAACACUAUGAGGAAAUUUUUAAGAUUAAUCAAAUAUAGACUUAAAGCACUGUUGAUUAACAGUGCUUAUCCUAAAAUACUAAAUUUUCUCAUAAAUGCACACAAUUCUGUUGACACUUUAAAGUCAGAUUCUAAAUAUGUCAGCUUCUCCUCUUUUGUAUUCUGUCCUCAAAAAUGACGGAGUAUCCAUUAUUUUCUAUUCAGAAUUCUGGCUUUUCACACAGGUUUAUAACUGAUGGGUGAUUUUUCUUGACUACCUGACCACAUAUCCUCCUUGUUCCUUCUUAUGAACAUUUUGCCACACUUUCUGAACACUGAACACAAGAUGUUCUCUUAAAUUUCUAUGGCUGAAGCAGCCUGUCGCACAGAAUGUUCUCAGACAUCAUUGAAAUUUAGAGUUCCUUAAUGUGUUUUAUUCAACAUAAUUAUAGUUUAACGAGGAAACUGAAGCACAGAGAUGAUAUUCUAAAUUUAAUUUUGGUAGAAAAACAUUUCCCGAUGAUUCACAGUCAUUUAAUCUAGAGUGCUACACAAACACUCCAGAGAGGGCUCCUAAGGAGUACUUGCCGUCCGCCCUGCCCCGCCCUAUGCUGGGUCUGCACAGGCUCUGAAACCAGUUCUGUGUCCUGCUCUUACGGAGUCACAGUGGCCCAGUGGCAUGUUAAAUUGUAUUUCCCAGACCUUUUGUGUAGCACAUAGAACGGUUUCGGUAACAUAAUUAGAAACUCUGCUUUGUAUAAUUGCCUGCUAGAGUUUCUUUAUAUUUAUUGUGCUAUCUCCAGAAAAAAAAUAAUGACUGUAAAAGUUUAAUUUAUAUACUAAAUUUGAUCCUGUUAUAUAAAUUAAGGAAUUCAAAAUUAUAAGGGCUUUGUUAACAUUCCCCAUUAACAUAACCUGUUAACCCAAAAAUUAUCAUUCUGAUCACUGUUUUAUUUUUGCUUAUUAGAGUUUUUCAUAUUAAGAAAGAGUGAGCUAUGUUAGCCAUCAGUUCUGGAAUCUUACCAUCUGCAGUACAAACCAUGAGAAAGCAUUCAACUAUGGGUAUGGGACAGUGUAAGAUCAAUGUCUUCUCAAGUUUAUAUUCUUAGUCUUAAUUUGGUCAGAAGUAGGUGAAUGAAAGAUAUUUAAAUGUAAAAAUUUAUUCAUUGACAUAUUCCUUUCUAUAUGGGCCUCAUACUGCCAAUUUGCUAGUGCCAGUGUCAUAAAUAAAAUUAAAAGUAUUCUAAUGAAAUUACGUAUUUUAAUUAAAGCCUGCUUUAUUACUGAAUUUUUUAUUCCAGUUUUUUUAGGAACUGAGUAAAAGUUUUGUUUUGAAGAAUUUGUAACUUUUGCCAAAACUUUUAAAAUAUAAAACUACUUUGAUAGUCUUUGUUCUUGAUGUAUUUUUCUUAGAAUUUUUCUUGAAUAUGCCAUAUCCCAUUGCAUUGUCAGUCAUUGCUGAGUUUCAGGGUAUUCUGUUUUGCUAAUUUCAUAGACAAUCCAUUCAGUUUAUUCAACAAAUACGAUUUUAUUGUAUUAAGAAACACAAGAAGCUUCAAAAACAUUACUUCAAGUUGUUUUUACUUUGGCAACAUAACUUGAAAGAUAAUUUGAUUUUUUCCACCAUACUAGCGACUAUAAAAAACAGAAUUAUUUUCAAAUGUAGAAUUAAUGUGAAUUGAAUGAUCUGGCUCAUGGCCUGUUUUGUAAAUAAAGUUUUAUUUGAGCACUGCAGUGCUCGUUCAUAUGCAUAGUCUAUUGUUAUAUUUGUACUGUAGAAGCUAAAUCCUAUAGCUGCAACAGAGGCCAUAAAGUUUAUAAAAUCUAAAAUAUUUACUAUGUAGCUCUUUGCAAAAAAAAGUUUGCUAUCCAGUGUACAUAUCAGAUCAAUUUUUAUUUGAUAUGGCUAGAAAAAUUUAUUGGCUGUUUAAAAAUAGAUUAAGAUCAUUCUAGCCUGCUUAUCCUCAUGCCUGAUCUGCUGUCUGUCCCAAUACAAGAGCUGUCUUCCAUGUCAUUUUGUUUUGUUACUAUGGAACAGUAAUUUUUAUCCAGUAGAGUGGUGCUGGAAGCCUUAAGUGUGAGAUUUAUUCCAUUUUGUAAAUCUUUAUUCUCUCCCUGCAGCCUCCAAAUCUGCUUUUUCUGUCUGAGGUAAGUUCAAGGGUUGUCUUCUCUUCAUUAGCUAGCUGCUGCUACCUGUUGGAAAUUGAUUUCAUUACUUUACACCUGCCUUAAGGUCUUUCUUUGUUUUUUCUUUGAUUUUCUUUGUUCUCUUUGUUUGUGUAUUUGUUUAUUUCAUUGUUUGAAAUAGGGUGUCGCAGGUGUAAUUUAUCCUCCUGCCUCAGCCUCCCAAGUAGAUGAAACUACCGGCACAUGUUAACACACUGGUCUCCUUUUCUGUCUCCUCACUUAAGAAUUAAAAAUUCCUAGUUCAGCUCUCCUGCUUACUAUUUCUUUCCUAGACAAUAAACAGUUUUCCUCAUUGUGGAUCUGAGUAUUCUGUGGUUAUCAAAACAUUAGUGAAUUUACCUGUAGGCUAAUUACCAAUAAAAAAGAGGAAGGGUAGGUGUCUAAAUGAUUUCAUCUUGUCUUUUUUUUUUUCAUUUCUUUUCUUUUUAUUUUAAACUGAAGCUUGGCUUUUUUUCCCCUUGCCCCCAGUUCUAGGCAACCUGGAAAAUUCAUGUUUCUUACUUAGUUUCUGUGAUCUACAAAGAAAACUAAAUUUUAAAAUGCUGUAUCUCUGCAUUCUGUUGAUGUAUGCUUUCAGCAGUGUUUGCUUCCUGUGUAUGAGGCAUUGUGUUGAACACAUGGAAAGGGGUGGAUGUGAUUACUGCCCUGGUGGUUUACUUGGAGAGACAGACAUGGAGUAAUUAAUUCCACAAAUCUAGUAUGUUCUCAAUUGAUAUUUGAUGUUCUGAGAAUUUAUUAUAGGGACAUUUUGAUCAAGUUAGGAAAGUGAAGAAAGACUUCUUUAGAGAAACACCCAUCAAGCUGAGCUGUAAAGAGUAAAAGGGAAUUAACUAGACAAAGUGGCAGAGAGCCAGUAGGAUAGCAAUGACUUACCAGGAGAAGCCAACUACAUAUGAAAAAAUGCUGAAGUGUGAUCUUGGCAGGUUAGAGAGGUGAUACCUGGCCUGUGUGUAUAAAAUCAAGAUAUAAAGAAGUGACAACAAACACAGUGAGAACCAGGGGGAAGUAAAGGAACAUAGCAGGUAGCCUUUACCAGUAAUGCCGAGAAGCGUGUGUGCUGUCAGUGCACUUCUACUGCACUCAAAAGAGUGGAACUGGAAGUGAUUAAGGAUGAUCCCCUGCAUCUUCAGAUUGUUCUAAAGGAUCUCUAAUUGUGGCAGAUAAAUGAAUGGGCAAGACUGAAGGCAUAGGCCUAGUGGCCUCGAUGAGAACUGCUGUACUUUCUUAGAGUAGCUCACAAACUGCAUUGUGCAUCAGAACCCCCAGAAUGGCCUGUUCCAGGAGGUCCUCUAGGUCCUCACCUAGAGUUUGACUUCCGUAGGUGUGGGGGGACCCGAGUGUUACCUAAGCUGCUGCUACAGGGACCACACCUUGAGAACCGGUGUAUAAAGUGUGGUAGCAGAUUAAUUCUUUACAAGUGUUAGUAUAAUGUUUCCCUCUCAACACUAGGUAUAUUUCACAAGUUUUGCUCUGCUAUGUUUUCGUUUGUAUUAAAUUUAAAAUAUUAUUUCUCUUGCAACUUCUGAUUUAACCUAUGGAUUAUUUGGAGUUGUGUUAAUUUCAAAAUAUCUGAUCAUUUCCCAGAUAGCUUUCUGUUACUGGUUUCUGACUUAAUUGUGGUUAUAAAAUACACAUUAUAUGAAUUGUCUUUUUUUAACUGGCUAAGAUUUAUUUUAUAUCCCAGAAUCUAUCUGAAUCUUAAUGAAUGUUCUUUGUUUUCCUCAAAAUGAUGUGCUGGCUGCAGCUGUGCAGUGAGGCGUCCGGUGAGGAGCCGGGAGCUCAGUGUGGUCAGUGACGCUGAAGUCUGUCUUGGUGCUGGGUUUCAGUGUGCUUUCAUCUGUGCAUGAAAGAAGCACUUCCAAAUCUACAGCUGUGACUGGUUUUUUCUGUUUAUCCUUUCACUUCUGUCACAUGUAACUGACAUAUAUUUUGAAACUUUCUCAUUGGGCACAUACCUAAUUACAACUCUUAUGUAUUUUUUUUAACAAGUUUUGUUUUUGUUUUUGUUUUUUUGUCUUUUUCCUUUUUAUCGGUACCGGGGAUGGAACUCACGACUGCCUGCUUGCAAGGCAGGCGCUUAUGCUGCUGAGCUAAAUCUCCAGCCCCCUCUUAUGUAUUUUUAAUGAAUUGAUUUCUUUUUUAUUGUGAAACAAACUUCUUUGUCCCUGGAAAAGUGCCUUACUCUGAAAUCUUACUUUAUCUGAUACUAUGAUAGUUAUUCCAGUUUUUCACUAGUGUUACAAUGAUGUAACUUUUCUGAUAACUUUAUUUUUAACCAGAUUUUACCUUUAUAUUUAAAAGGAGUUUCUUUUGAGUAGCAUAUAACUGAGGCUGGCUUUUUAUCUAGUCUAAUAAUCUUGGCUUUUACUAAAUCACUUAUUUAAUACUAUUUAUGCAGGUCUAUUUAAGUCAGCCAAUGUGGUUAUAUUUAAAUCAGUCUUUUCCAUUUUCUGUGUAUCCUAUUUUUUGCCUCCUUUUUCUCUUUUACUGCCUUCCUUUGGAGUAUAUUUUACUAUUCUGCUUAGUUUCUUAAUUUGCUUUCCAAAAAACAGUUUUUUUUAUGAGGUUUACACUGCACACCAUUAGUUGUCAGGAUCCACCUCCACGUAAUGCUGUGCCACUUCAUGCAUGGCUUAAAGACUUUUAAUACUGAACAUUUCUGUCUCAUUUCUCCAAAGCUUUGUGCUGUUGUCACACAUUUCAUCUACUGUAAUUAUAAACCCUUGUUGCUAUUUGUGGUUUACACAGCGGAUUAGUUCAAGUUCUGAUGCUAUAAGGCCAUACUAGAAGCUGGAUACUUUGAAAGGAACAGAUUUAUUAGGCUAGUUUUAAAGACUGAAAGCUUAAGCUUGGCCAGCUCCCUCUGUUCAGCCUGUGAUAAAGGUCCCUGUGGCUCGGUCACAGCAUGGCAGAAAGGGAAAAAGGAAACUCAGAGAGGUCAAGUGUUUGGGGGACACUUGCAGGGUAACAGAUUACUCUUGUGAGCAUUGACUGGGGUCCUAUGAGACCACAUUUAUCCCUUCCAAAGGCACCCCAGUGACCCAAAUACUAGCUCCCAAUAGGUAAGGAUUCAACCACCUUGACACGGCUACCCCAAGACCAAACUUCAGCUCAUGAGCACCUGAGGGACAUACUGAGCCAUACUCACACUAUGGCUCCCAGUCAGUUAACUUUCAAGGAGACUUUAAAACUAGGAAAAUUCUGAGUUUUUUAUGAAUUUAACGGUUGUGGUGGUCUGUAAUUUGUAGGUAUCCAGAUUUCCAUACAAAGUUAUUUCCUUUAGUAGCUUCCUUUAGGAUUCCUAUAGGACAGGUCUGCUUGUGUUUAGUUUGCCCUUGCAUGUCUGAAAGAAUCUUUGUUUUGUUUUUCUUUGUUUAUUUGUUUUGUUUUUUGAAACAGUCCAGGCUAGCCUUGAAAUCAAAGUGAUCUUCCUGCCUCAGCCUCCAAGCAUUGGGAUUACAGGAAUGUGCCACCAUGCCCAGGCUCUCUUUUGUUUUUGAAACAUAUUUUUCUUGAAUAUGGCCCCUUUUGUUUCAGUACUUUAAAGAUAUCUUGCAGCUUGCUUUGUUUCUGAAGUAAAAUUUGCCAUCAUCCUUAUAUUUGAUCUUGUAUUUGUGUGGUAUUUUUUUCCUUUGGAUGCUUUUAAGAUUUUUAUCACUGGCCAUCAGUAGUUUGAUGUUAAAGGACUUGGUAUGGUGGCCUUCAUAUUUUCUCUGCUUAGGGUUCAUUCAAUAUCUUGGAAAAGUCACCAGUACUCUAUUCAUGUUUGUUCAAAUUUUUUUUCUCUUUAUUUCACUUUGGAUAGUACUAAUCCUAUAGUUUCAUGAUCAUUAAUAAUUUCUUUUACAUUGAUAUGCAUUUGGCAAUAUCUAGGAUACUUUGCCUUUCAUAAAUGUAGUCUUUGUACCUAUAAUACUUUUCCCAUCAUGCUUAUGCUUUUUCAACUUCUUGAACUUGUAGAGUACAUUUAAAACAGGGUUUAAUCUCCAGCGCUGCAAAAUAACUACAUAGACAAAUAAACUUCAAAAAUAAAAAAGAUAGCUGCGACAUGCUCAUACACUAAUUUAAUAAUGUGUGUUAUCUCUUACAUUUGUUUUUUCUUCUCACUGUGGACAUUUUCCUACCUUUGGCAUGCUUGGUGAUUUGGGGUGGGAGACCAUGUUGUUGCAUGCCGUGUUUAAGUAUUUUAGAUGUUCUUAGCUUACUGACCAAUACUUACAUUUUUUCAAGACUUCUAGCACUGUGGGUUUUUUUUUUUUUUUUUUCAGACAGGAUCUCCCUGUGUCGUUUCUACUGAUCAUAAACUCACUGUGUAGGCCAGGCUGGCCUUGAACUUGUGGCAAUCCUCCUGUCUCAGCUUCCGAGUGCUGGGGUUACAGGUGUACACCAAAGGCCAUGGUUCUGAGAGAGCAAUGAUUUUGUUCCACAGAGGAUAUUAGUAAUGUAUGAAGACAUUAAUCGCUGUCAUAUUUAGGAAGUGCUACUGGCAUGUAGUGGGUAGAAGUAGGAAGGCUGUUUAACUCUCAGUAAUGCCCACAACAGUCCUCCACAACAAGAAUUAUCUGGCCCCACAUGUCAGUAAUAACCCACUCUCGGGCUAUUUUGGUACCACUAGGAAGGCAACUCACAGUCACUUGACGGCCCUUCUAAACAUCCCAUGUGUUUGGGAGGACUUGCCAUUCCGGCUGGUGGGGACAAAAAGGACAUCCAGUUUUACAUACUUUUUAGGGAUUUUCUAAGUGGUCCUUUUCACUGGUCUUUGCACAUCAAUGAGAAGCACUCAUGCACUGGCCAUAGGGCAGCUUUGCUUUCAGACUUGAGAGCCCUCUGGAGCCUGCAUUGCUGGCCAGCCCCUCUUGUCCACUUCUCUUCUGUACUCAGCCCCGCUAAUUUAGUCCCCUUGCAUUUCCUGACUCUCCACUGUGUCUCUGCAGCCCAGUAAUACUUCCAGGCCUCUUGGCUUUCUUCCAUAUGAUGCAGCCCAGAAACUCUGCCUGUGGACAGCCAGAACAGUUUUUAGGACUUUGAUCUUGUCCUGUCUUCAUUGUUUACUGUGCACUGCCUGCCUCAUGUCAUAAAACCAUUUCAAGCUGGCCUGGUGGUGCAGGCCUGCCGUCCCGCCUCGCUGGAUGGUGCAGCAGAAGGGUCACAUGUUUACCCCCAGCCUCAACAACUCAGCUCCUUAGCAAGACCCUGUUUCAAAACAUUAAAAAAUGCCCAAAAAAGAAAAGUAGGCUGGUUUUUUCUUUUUAAAAAAGUAACAGGGUUGCCAGAUGUGGUGGCACAUUGCUUUGAUCCCAGCACUUAAGAGGCUGAAGCAGGAAGUCAGCAUGGGUUAUAAAGUGAGUUCAAAACCAAUCUGAACUGCAUAGUGACACUCAUCUCAAAAAGGCAAAAAAAAAAAAAAAAAAAGAAUCAAUACAGCUGCUUUUACUUCAUCAUGGCCCAAAGCAGGAAUUCUAGGUUUAUUCUUUCAACAAGAAUUUGCCCUGUUUUGUUUUGAUUUUGAGAGAGAAUCUUGCUAAAUUGCCCAGGUUAGGCUUGAAUUUGGAAUCCCUUGCCUCACCCUUGCAAGGGCUAGGAUUACAGCUGUGUACCACCACUCCCAGCUGUACUCAUCUUUUUUUUAUGUACUAAGUAUUGGAGAAAAAUGCUGAACAAAAGCAAUGAGGGUCAAGCUCUUAUACCAGUGGGAGAGAAAAACUAAAUAAAAACCCUGAAACAGUGACGAGUUCUGCAUCCAUGAUGCUGGAUGGUAGGAGGAGUUUCGGGGAGUGGUGUGCACGUCACAUUUGGUUGGGGAAAUCCUUCAUGAGGAAGUAAUGCACAAACUGUGGCUGGAGUUAAGAUGUCCAGGGUAAAGCUCGCUGACCACAAAAUCUUGGGUGGAGAUUACUGCCCUUUAAAGGCAGGAAAGAAUAAGCAGCUAAUGCCUGGGAUGUCCGUGAAAAAUUCCUGCGUUUAUAGAGUAGAGUGACUUGCAGUGGAAAAGACCAAGGAAAGCCGGUGGUGAGGCAGAAGUGAGUGUGAAGAAACAAGGUAUCUGUGCUGCUCUGCUGCAACAAAUACCAGAGACAGGAUGGUUAAGCCCAAAAGUGGUUUUCUUAGUUCUGCAGGCUGGAAAGUAAAAGACCAGGGACCAGCAGUCUCGUUUCUGGUGGUGGUUCUCGUCCUGGCACGCUGAAGAGCUGCCUUCUCACUGUCCCGAGAUGGCCGAGGACACUGGUGUCUGCUGCUCCUCAGAGGACUCCAGGCCUGUCAGAUUAAAGUUCCACCCUUAGGUCUUUACCUUAAUUACCUCCUAAAGGCCCUGUCCAAAUACAGUCACAUGGGGAGUGAUAGCCCCGACAGAUAGCAGAUGGGAGGGGUGGAGGGACACAAGUCCACAGCAAAGGAAGUGGCAGCAGGAUUGAAUGAUUAAGAACUAAAGAUCAUGGAGUUUUUCACUGUGUCUGCACUGGUGAUUUCAGUAAGUGCCAUUUUCAUUGAGCUUCAGCUAGAAGCAGCCUGUAGUUUUAAGGAGUGUGAAGGUAAGGAAAAAAAAAAACAAGUGUAGGGUGACUCAUUAAUCUAGCUCUAUUAAAUUUAAAGAAGAUGGAAGGCUUGUUCAAGAUUGAGAUCUUGGGGCUGGGGAUUUAGCUCAAUGGCAUAAGCGCCUUCCUUGCAAGUGUGCGGUCAUGAGUUCGAUCCCUGGUACCGAUAAAAACGAAAAUGACAAAAAAAAAAAAAAAAGAUUGAGAUCUUGCCCUUGUUCGAACAUCAUGAUGAGGAUCCACUUGACGCUGGCCAGUCGGUUACUUAUCCCUCCAACCAUACUGACUUAAGACUUGCAAAACUUUUUACCUUAAAUGAGCAUUUGUUCUAUUUGAGAGUCUGUGGCUGGCAGUUAGGGUUUGGGUGUUGAUUCUGUCUGUGCUCCCUCACUGUCUGGGUGUUAGCUGGCUGCCAGAUGGUCAGGCGCUUCUCACCUCAACCCGGCAAGUCAGCCUAAGCAGUUUCCAGGCUUCAGCUUUUAUCACGUAUGCUGACAGCCCUCUGGCUAAAGCCCAUCACAUGGUAAAGCAGAAUAGUACAGUUAGGCCAAAGGAGGUGAAUUUUAGGGAUGAGUGAAGAACUGGAGUAAUUAGUGUGAUCAGUUUACUGCAGACGACAUGUCCAAACAAGAAAUAAAAAGUGUGACCAUCAUUCAUCUACUGCUAAGAAGGAAGAUGGGAACAGGAUCCAAAAUGCUCGCAAGUCAACUCAGGUUCUUGGGCGUCUACUACUGGUUGGUACUAAAAGUAUCAGUUGCUAAUUGCUUUACAUUUACAUUGGUAAAAUUUACUUCAUUCUUUUUUAUAAAUGUAGCUGAGUUACAUACCUGUUGGGUACUGGAAUACUUGUCAUACUACUUGAGACACAAGUCAGCUUGCUACACUAAUUUAAUACACAAGUUCAUUAAACAGCUCAGGAAAAGUGCUUCUGGCCAAGGGUCAUUUCUACAUUGCAUAGCAGUGCAAACUAUUCAUUGACUUCUGGAAAUGACUGGUUUUGUGCCCUUGAUCUAAACUGUUUUUCCAUUUAUGAUGUUUUCUUGUGAAUUCCUGAUUAUCAUGGUUUACCCUACUAGUCACAUCAGUUGCCAGGUACAUACUAAGUAUAUAUAUGGGUUUCUGUACCAAUUUUUGUAUCUUUAAAUUGAAAUUUUUUGGGGGGAUGACAUUUUUUGAGACAAAGUUUCACUAUGCAGUUUGGGCUGGGCUUGAACUCACUUUGUAGACCAGGGUAGCCUCAAACUCAUGGUGAUCUUCCUGCCUCAGCCACCCAAGUGCUAGGAUUACAGAUGUACACCACCACAUCUGUAUUUAUAUUGAAAUUUAAUGUAAAAUUUUCCUAAAACUAGCCAAAGCAAAUUACAAAUCUAGGUUUGCCAUAGUCCAUUUUGUGUAACUAACAAAAUGCCUGAAGCUGAAUAGUCUGUAAAGAAGAGAGGCUUUUACUUUGCAGUUCUGGAGGGUUGGUACCUUGAUGGCAGCACGGAUUUCUACUCAGGUGGGAGCAUACACGAGAGAGAGACACAGAGAGAAAGAGACAGAGAGAAGAAAGGAGGGAGAGAGGUAGACUGGGGAGGAGCCAACCUUGAUAACAGUAGUGAUCGGGCCUCUUUUACAACUUGCAGCGAUACAGGAUACAGCCCCACUGCACACAGGCUACUGUGCACAGUUCCACCAUUACUACUAUAUAGCAACCUGCUCUGACCAGAACACUCCUCCGAGACCCAGCCCACGUGCAGACUGGCACCAGCCCUCCCUAAGGCAGUCAUGACCCCCUGGCUACCUCUAGGCCCUGCCUCUGAGAUGUUCUGUUAAGACUGUUAAGUGGGCGUGAGCUUUUGGCACAUGCGCCCUAGGAGGCAAACCAUUUGUUUGACCAUGGCAUGAAUUCUACUCCAGGUCUAAUGGGCUUCUAAGGAUUCUUUUUCUACUCCUUCAAAUAAUCAUAAGUCAGAGAAAAAUAUAUAACCUGCUUAAUCUACUGAGUCUUCAAAUUCAGUAUCCUGAUUGUGUCUGUCUUUAAAAAUGGAGGUUAAAUCAAAUUUUUAAAAAGAAAGGAAAAAAAACUGUAAUCGCUUAGCAGUUUGCCAAGAAGAGAAAAAUUUACUCAAAUUUAAGCAUUCGUAGUCACAAAGGCAACUUUGUUUACCUGGCUAGAUCCUAAUGGCCUUUUACAUCUGACCCUCUAUAAGCCCAGAGAUUAAAAUUUAUUACAUCAUUUGUCUACACAAAUUAUUAGCUGUAUACAAAUAUGCAAACUGUCUAAAUGGUAGAUACUGCAGAAAUAGGCUCUAUAUAUAUCUGCCGUAUUUUAUUUCUAGUAAAAGCACUUGUGCCGUUCUGUGAUUGUUUUUUGUUAAUACUCCCAUAGACUCAUUUAUUGAGACUGUAUUAAAAUCCAGUCAGUGGGUCAGAAAUGUUACAUGCAUGUUAUUCUCUAUGCCAGUUAAACUGACAAAAUAAUCACAUUUAGUCUAAAGUGGCAGCUUCUAUUAUCUUUGUUCUCCAGUUAAAUCGAAGCCUAAAAAAGGUUAAGGAAUGUGUAUUUAGCUAGAUUCAGAAUCAGAACUCAGGUUUGUAAACCCUCAGCCCGUUUAUGAAAAGCUUCAUCCUUUACUGAAGGCCCAUUUCAAGUGUUACUCCUCUGGCCUCCCCAGCCUGUAAGCAUAGAUCUUUCCCUUCUCUGGAGUCCCUCGGGCCUUGCACACUCCUUUUACAUGUACUGCGUUCGUUUUUACUUGUGUAGUUUAUGAAUACCUUUGACCUGUUUGCUUAGUGCACUGCAGCCCUUGUCGACACCAGCACACACCUUCUCAGGUAGGCCUUGGUUAGAGGACUGCAGGAGGAGGGAGAGCCUGCUGGAUCCGCACCGCCACCCGUAGAACUGAAGGCUCGCUUGCCAUAGUCCAGCAAAUCAGUGACCGUUUUUCUAACUUGUUACUGGGAAUUUACCUGUCCACUUUGUGGAAGUUCCCCCUCAUCCCGUAUUGUAAACCUAAAUAAAAGAGUUUUGUAUUGUAA
Messenger RNA from Cavia porcellus (domestic guinea pig), 22407 nucleotides. It is a transcript of the gene Lcorl, whose product is annotated as ligand dependent nuclear receptor corepressor like. Bases 1087 to 6426 code for a protein of 1779 amino acids. The transcript has 7 exons. NCBI's taxonomy places the organism in Eukaryota, Metazoa, Chordata, Mammalia, Rodentia, Caviidae. The record is from RefSeq and is a predicted model, not a curated record. Gene Ontology annotation, cellular component: nucleus. Gene Ontology annotation, biological process: regulation of transcription by RNA polymerase II. Gene Ontology annotation, molecular function: DNA binding.